AUGGCAGACUCAGGAGCAACACAACCGAAACCCAGCAGCAGCGUAAAACUGGUGCUGCUGGGUGAGGCAGCAGUCGGAAAAUCUUCUCUCGUUAUGCGCUUCGUAAACAACGACUUUCAGGAAAACAAGGAGCCUACAAUAGGGGCCGCCUUCUUGACCCAAAAAUGCAACCUCCCCACCCGCACCAUCAAGUUCGAGAUAUGGGACACCGCCGGACAGGAACGCUUCGCCUCCCUCGCACCCAUGUACUACCGCAACGCGCAGGCCGCUCUCGUAGUAUACGACAUCACGAAACCGUCGUCUCUGACCAAGGCGCAGCACUGGGUCGCCGAGCUCCACCGCCAGGCGUCACCGGGGAUCGUCAUUGCUCUCGUGGGAAACAAGUCCGAUUUGGCGAGCGAAGGCACGAGCGACGCGGCGGACGAAGCCGACGCCGCGCCGGCGGCAGACGGAGACGCGGGAGCGGAAGGCGAGAGCACGGAUGCGAGGCGGGUGCCGACGAAGACGGCAAUGGCGUACGCCGAUGAGGAGGGCCUGUUGUUCUUCGAGACGAGCGCGAAGACGGGCCAGAAUGUCGCCGAGGUGUUUACAGCGAUCGCGAAUGCGAUCCCGGAAACGAGUCUCAAGGGCCCCAGGGGUGUGGGUGGCCAGACGAACCUGGGAAGACAGGAAGAUGCUCGGGUUAAUCUGGGGAGCGCGCGGGCGGAAGGUCCGAAGGAAGGGUGUGCUUGUUGA
Westerdykella ornata is the source of this 735-nucleotide messenger RNA. RefSeq names its product ras-domain-containing protein. Bases 1 to 735 code for a protein of 244 amino acids. Gene Ontology annotation, molecular function: GTPase activity; GTP binding. The record is from RefSeq and is a predicted model, not a curated record. Lineage: Eukaryota; Fungi; Ascomycota; Dothideomycetes; Pleosporales; Sporormiaceae. The transcript has 3 exons.